CCCCCCCCCCCCCCCCACCCCCACCGAGUCAGAGUGAAAGUUGCCUCCGCCUGGAACAGCGUGGGGGUUUCGGGACCCGCUACUUUCCACCGCUUCUUCUUCUUCUCACGCUUUUCUCCCCCCGGAGAGAUGAGGCGGAAAGAGAAGCGGCUGCUGCAGUUCGCCGGGCUGCUCAUAGCGGCUCUUCUCUUCCUCCCUAACGUCGGGCUGUGGUCUUUGUACCGGGACCGAGUGUUCGACAACUCGCCCGAAUCAGUGGACGGUCCGGGCGGCAUCCCCCCGAUUCAGGGGGUAAACCGGGUGGGGAAGGACGCUCAGGUUGGACAUGGCGGCGCGCUGAGGAUAGACUGGCACGACUACGAAGCGAUCAAAAAAGAUUCUUCCAGAUCGGGUAACGGUGAGCAGGGGAAGCCCUUCCCCCUGACAGACGCGGACCGGGUGGACCAGGCCUACAGGGAGAACGGGUUCAACAUCUACGUGAGCGACCGGAUCUCCCUGAACCGCUCCGUCCCUGACAUCAGACAUCCAAACUGCAAACAGAAGCUGUACGGCGAGAAGCUGCCCAACACCAGCGUCAUCAUCCCGUUCCACAACGAGGGCUGGUCGUCGCUGCUGAGGACGGUCCACAGCGUGCUCAACCGCUCGCCGCCACAGCUCAUCGCAGAGAUCAUCCUGGUGGACGACUUCAGCGACAAAGAGCACCUGAAGGGGGCGCUGGAGGAGUACAUGAUGCGUUUGCCGAAGGUUCGCAUCCUGAGGACUAAGAAGAGGGAGGGGCUUAUCAGGACUCGCCUGCUGGGAGCCGGAGCCGCCAAAGGAGAAGUCAUCACCUUCCUGGACUCUCACUGUGAGGCCAACGUCAACUGGCUGCCUCCACUGCUGGACCGGAUCGCCGACAACAGGAAGACCAUCGUCUGUCCGAUGAUCGACGUGAUCGACCACGAUAACUUCGGCUACGAGACCCAAGCCGGGGACGCCAUGAGAGGAGCGUUUGACUGGGAGAUGUACUACAAACGGAUCCCUAUCCCCGCAGAGCUGCAGAAAGACGACCCCAGUGAACCUUUCGAUUCACCGGUGAUGGCAGGCGGACUGUUUGCCGUGGACAGGAAGUGGUUCUGGGAGCUGGGAGGAUAUGACACGGGUCUGGAGAUCUGGGGAGGAGAGCAGUACGAGAUCUCCUUCAAGGUGUGGAUGUGCGGUGGUCGGAUGGAGGACAUCCCGUGCUCUAGGGUAGGACACAUCUACAGGAAGUACGUCCCCUACAAGGUCCCCGGUGGGGUCAGCCUGGCUAGGAACCUGAAGCGUGUGGCCGAGGUGUGGAUGGACGAGUACGCCGAGUACAUCUACCAGCGCCGGCCCGAGUACCGCCACCUCUCUGCAGGAGACAUGACGGCGCAGAAGGAGCUGAGGAACCGCCUCAACUGCAAGAACUUCAAGUGGUUCAUGAGCGAGGUGGCCUGGGAUCUGCCCAAACACUACCCCCCUGUGGAGCCUCCUGCUGCAGCCUGGGGAGAGGUUCGUAAUGUGGGCAGCGGCAUGUGCAUGGAGAGUAAACACUUUGUGUCAGGGAGUCCCCUCCGCCUGGAGAGCUGCUCCAAGGGGCGGCCCGACGUCAGCUGGAGCCACGGACAGGUGUUCACAUUUGGCUGGAGAGAGGACAUCCGGGUGGGAGACCCCAUGCACACUAAAAAGGUCUGCUUCGACGCCAUCUCCAAUAACAGCCCCGUCACCCUGUACGACUGUCACGGCAUGAAGGGGAACCAGCUGUGGCGCUACAGAAAGGAUAAGACUCUUUACCACGCCGUCAGUCACAGCUGCAUCGACUGCAGCGCCACUGAGAAGCGAGUCUUCAUGAACACGUGCAACCCGUCCUCGCCGACCCAGCAGUGGCUGUUUGAGAAAACCAACGCCACCGUGCUGGAGCAGUUCAACAAGGGCACAAAGUGAGGCCCGGCGGCGUCCACAAAAAGAGACUCCUGAUGAGGAUCCUGCAGAAGUGGAUCUGCUGCUGCUGCUGCUGGGGAAUGUGGUUUUUUAAAUUGACUCUGUGUACCUGGUGCUGAGGUGACAGCUGUUUCUCUUUGGGCUGCGCGGGCGGUAGUUAGAAACUUCUGUUAAGCGAACGCCGAGCUGUGAUUUAUGGGUUUUUGUUGAAAAGUGACUUGGUGUGGGUCCGUCUCACUUCCUGGUUUAGAUUUUUUGGUUUUGUUGAUUGGUUCUCUGACAUUCCUCUUCGUUCUCCACACGUCAUGUUUGCCUAUUUCUAAAUUCCUCUGCCUUUAUUUAUUGCCUUUCUCUCCCUCCACUGUCCUGCCUUUACCCCCCCCCCCCCCGUCUUUACUGCUCCACCUCUGCCUGUCUCUAUCUGCCUGCAUGACUGCAUCUUUGCCCACCUUCUCCAGCCUCCCUCUCAAAUCCCCUUAUGUCUCUCUGGGCUCUGAUAACCUCCCUGGGGGUAGGGGAUGGGCUGGGCGGGGGGGGGGGGGGGGGGGGGGUGCUCCUGCUGAGCCAAAGUCAUGCUGACACCUGGGUGAAGCCAGGCAGAACCACUCUGAAAAUCACCUGCUGAAUUGAUUCUCCUCUACACUCCUCAUGUGCCCCCCCCCCCUCCUCUCGGUCUGUGGUUUCCCCUCUUGUGGGGGCGAUGUGGGCUUCUCUUUGCUGCCUUGAUCGAUGAUGAGUCACCCGUGGGGUCGUCACUGUGCCACAUGCUUUAUUUGAUUCCACAAAAAGGCGAGCGUCAUCAAACGCCAGAGUUUUUUCUUUCUGGCCAACUCUUGCUGGUUAAGGGCUUACUUGUUUUGUUUUUUUUCUUCUGUGUGCAGGAGCUGCUUUAAAAAAACUAUAGGACACAUUUCCACCAAAAGUACCUGGGACUUGAGGGUUCCUCCAGCCCGUUGUAUUCUUGAGUUUCCAUCAUGGUUUAGAGACCCCUGAAGAGGUAAUAAAGUGUACUGGUGCAAGUGAAAAAGCCACCGCCAUAAUCCUCAAAUCAGAAAUGUGUUCUGCUGCAAAGGCAAACCCAAAGUCCCUGUACUUUGUGGAACAGAGGUGGGCAUGGUUAACGCAAUUAACGGACCUGUGCCCAGUACUCCAAUUACCCAUAGCAGAUCCCAAAUUCCUGGGACCCUUUUUAACCCCUGAUCCCCCAAGAUUGAGACUCACUGAGAUCCUCUUAAAGUCCUUAGUCCCUGGAGAAAGUACCUGUGGUGGAAACCUGUCCUCGGUACCCUGGUCCCGGGUACUUCAGAGAGGGUCUGAAUUACUCAACCAGUCCAAAAUGUCCAGAAUUAAAAAGCUCAAGCUAAAGUCCCCGAUCUCUUUUAAAAGUGAAACCCACAGAGCAGGAACAUUUUGAUGUUUCCGCUGCAGAAACAAUGGUCUACAUAAAGUUCCAGGUGGUCCUAUUUUACAACCCGAAAGUCCUCAUGCCGGCUGGAAAGCAAAUCCAGAAGUAGUGAUUUAAAGUUUCCUCCUGCCCAUUGUUAUCUGAGUCUUGAGUUAACGAGCAGAGACCUUUUUUUCUGGGGAACCAAUGAGUACCAUGAGACUUUUUGUUCUUGUGGUGGAAGUACUCUGAGAACCCGUGUCCUUUGGAAAAGUUCCUGUGGUUGCUAAAAGUACACAUUGCUUUUAGUUCCUGUGGUUCCUUCUAAAGGGGUUAAACGGUUCCUCCAGUCCAUUGACUAACUGUAAAUGUUCAGACCUGCAAAGCCUGCCCAAAAGUCCUUUUGGAAGAACUUCCUUCAGAGCGGGGACCUUUUUGGGACAUGAAGAUCAGAGUCCCCCCCCCCUCCCCCCCUCACAGUACGUUCUUUCCUGCUACCCACCGACCAUGCCAAUCAGUCGUCGGAACAACCUCGUCACAGAGGGCCGAGCACGGGGUCACGGCUCGCAGCAUCAGUGCCUGCCCGCCCGCCUGGACGGAUGACUGGCUGUAUGAGUGGCAGGCCGGCUGAUUCCCAGCAGGGUCGCCUGAUUGGCCGGCUGCUGAGCUGACACAUCACUUUAGCGUACAGUGAGAACAGGAGGAGAGACGGAUGGGGAUUAAUGUGGAUGUAGCUCUUUGGGUUGGAGAUGAAUGUGUUGGGGGGGGGCUUUAAAUGCAUUCAGCACUUGUGUAAUGAUAAACUUGAAUGAAAUCUUAGUGCCUUGUUUGAAGAGGUCUAGAUGUAGGUGUGUGUGUGUGUGUGUGUGUGUGUGUGUGUGUGUGUGUGUGUGUGUGUGUGUGUGUGUGUGUGUGUGUGUGUGUGUGUGUGUGUGUGUGUGUGUGUGUGUGUGUGUGUGUGUGUGUGUGUGUGUGUGUGUGUGUGUGUGUGUGUGUGUGUGUGUGUUCAGUCCAUAAUGUCCACAUCUGCAUACAUACAUUUCACACAAUGCAGAUUUAGACCGUCCUUCAAAGAGUUGAACCUCAUUUGUCCUCCACUCUGCUGCAGGACCCUGAAGGCACCACAGGUUUCUCACACAGCGUUUUUAUUGGACACACGUGAGUGUCGGCUGAAGAAACGUUUGUUUUACACGACCAGAUUUUCCUCCUGCCUUUUGAAAAGUGAAAGAAGACCUCUGUUCUGUUUUGAAUCCUGAGAUAUGCUGUUUUGUUUUUUUUCCCCCAUCUGUGCAAUCCAAAGUGAUGGGAAGAGUUGUUAUGUUUGUUCCAUCUGUUUGAAUCCUUUUUGUGUUUAUGAAAUGUUUUUUUUUUUAUCUUUUGGAUAUUUUAAUCCUGUGGUGAAGCUGAUGAUGAUCUGUGUUGAAGUUCUGGGAUUUUGUUGAUUUGUCGUCUGUAGACAUACUAUUCUUCUUUUUGUGAAUCCGAUCGAUGUUCAGUGUGUUUUUUAAUUUAACUCAUCUCUUCCAUUUAUUGUACAGUCUGAAGCCCGGCUCACGCUGCAGGAGUUUGAAAAUCCUAACCGAUUUUUUUUUUAAAUCUGGCAGCCUCACACAUGAGGAGGAUCUUAACUUCUUCUUCUUUAUAAUCUCAAACAUGCUCACACUACAAAAUAUGAAAAUAAUGGCACAUCACAGACUACAGGAUUUACUAAAAUCAUCGAGCCCGACGGAGGAAGGCACCACCUCAAGUGACCUCACGUAACCAACGUAGCCAGAGGUUAAAUUUGUGAUUAUAACGAGGGGAAAAAAACAUUUUUAAAACACGAUUUGGGGUGAAGAAAUGUCUGUGGAGACGCAGAUAACAUGUAUCGUCCGUUCUUCAGAGAGAGCUGGAGGUCAGAUUGUAACACUCAGAUGAUUUACAGUUGUCCAGCGCAGCCAUGCGAGCUGCGUCCUGCCGCCGGUUGCCAUGACUACUGUCCACUCAUUACUCGUCUCUCGCUGUUCUUGUAGCCACACGCCUCGCCUCCAGACUCUUUCAGGACCUAAUCGUCAAGAUUUUAAAUCCUAAAUGUCAAACAUGUUUGAAAUAAAUCUUAACGUCCUCGACGGUCUCCGAGCAGAUCGGGGACGUUAAGAUCAAAUCUUCAUUACGACUCACACUACGAGAUAUUCUGGAUGUGAGCAGCCUCGAGUCGUGAACGAUGAUCCUGCAGUCUGAGCCAGGCUUUGGUUUUUAAAGGGUUAUUUUGUUGUUUUUAUGUUUUUUAAGUAUGAGCACUUCAUUUUUUGGCAUCAAAACGACUAAAAGUCUAUUUGAGUUUCUUGAAUUAAUGUUCAUCCAGCAGGUGAAAGAAAAGCUGUAAUGGCUGCUCUGUAAACAUUUUCUCUUCUGGGUGAUGUUGCAGACAUCGCAGCCCGUUUCAUGGCUGCAGUCUGAAGACAUCUCCUCCAGCGUUUCCAGAACAUCCUGACCUUCUAAGUCCUUUAGACCCUUAAAAUGUAGAGCCUAGGCUUCUAAACACCUGACUCCACCUUCAACAGUUCAAAUCCUCAUGAAACCUGAGUAGAGAUACACCUUAGGGUUGCUUUGUCACUUCUCUGUGAGGUUAACUCUGAUAACCUCGAUGAACCUGGAUUAAAGCUGCUGCUUUUAUCACUUUCAUUCUUAA
Molecule: messenger RNA, 5999 nt
Organism: Labrus mixtus (cuckoo wrasse)
Lineage: Eukaryota; Metazoa; Chordata; Actinopteri; Labriformes; Labridae
Product: polypeptide N-acetylgalactosaminyltransferase 10-like
Exons: 13
Coding region: 130-1947 (605 amino acids)
Cellular component (GO): Golgi apparatus
Source: RefSeq, a predicted model, not a curated record